Molecule: messenger RNA, 957 nt
Organism: Heterotrigona itama
Lineage: Eukaryota; Metazoa; Arthropoda; Insecta; Hymenoptera; Apidae
Source: the annotation of a GenBank genome assembly
UAUAUUCAGAACUCAUAUUUCGUUGUCUUUCAGCGAACAUCGGAAAGAACAAAUCGGAUAGAAUACUCCCGUUCAAAAUGUGGGUCAAUCUGCCGCUAAGUGUGACACCAUAUUACGAAAUAAUGUUCGCCAUUCAGGUGAUAGUUGUGGAACAAAUCGGCGUGUCAUAUUUGUGCAAUGAUAACUUCUUAUGCAUACUGAACAUGCACGUGAUCUGCCAGUUCCGCAUGCUGCAGGACAGGUUGUUAAAUCUGUGGAAGAUUAUCGAUAAACAAACGAAUAAGGCUGAUUACACCGACAGAUGCUAUACAGCGUUGAAAAAAUGCAUCAGGAAGCAUCAGUCAUUGAUCGAAUUCUGCGACAAACUCGAGUACGUUUAUACGUUGCCAAUCUUCGGCCACAUGGUAGUCUUUAGCUUAUUAAUGUGCUUCGACACAUACGAGAUACUCCUGAAUUAUUUAAUAUUAUGUAUACAGGCAAACGUAUCCAUCGGGACACGACUAAUUUUCGUUUUCCAUAUGGUCGGUAGUUUUAUCCAUAUAAUUAUCUUCACCUACAGUUGCCAUUGCUUAAUAGAGGAAAGUGUGAACAUUAGCUUGGCAACGUAUUCAGGCUGGUGGACAAUGCUGCCGAUGACCAAGACUGGUAGAAUGAUACGAAAAGAUAUGAAUAUAAUGAUGAUGAAGUCGAUACGACCGUGUUACUUAUCCGCCGCUGGAUUCUUCCCUGUGUCUUUGGAAACAUCUACUGCGGUACGUGAUCUAUUUAUUACGUCCUAUUUUAUUCAUUACAUACCAUUUUAAUAGUAAAUAACACCACGAUAAAUACCAUUUUAAUAAUAAGCAAUGAACAAAUUUUGACAUGAAAUUCACGAUGGCAAAUUCAAACUUUUUGUUACAGCUUAUGAGUUCUACAGUGUCAUAUUUCACGCUCAUGAGAGAGUCAUCCACGAGAGAG